AAAUUUCAAAAUUUACAAAAAAAGUUGAUAGAGAAAAUAAUGAAAAAAAUGCAUAUAAAAUGAAAUAAAAUAUUUAUUUCUUAUUAGGUAUAACACAUACAUUUACAAAUAUUAAGGCACACAUACACACGUAUGUAUACAUACACUUUUAUAAAAGUGCAGUCGUGCUUAAAAAAAACAACAUUCAUCCAAACCCAUUUUUUAACUGACAAGUCAAAGAAACGCAACAACAAAACAAAUCAAAACAAAGAGAAUUUUUGCACAAAAGAGAAAGAGACAAAUAAAAGAAGCACAGGCACACGGAACAACAAUAAAAAUACACAAAUACAAAUGUAACGCAUAAUAAAUAUGCAGAAGACUCAAGUUGGCAAAAGUAAAAGUCGCUUUUACGUUGUGUUGCUAAAGAAAAAAAGCCAACAACUUUACAACUGCAACAACAAUAGACAAGACUAGAAAAAACUAAUCACAACAGAAAGCAACAACAACAGCAACAAGGAUUGACAUCCUUGCACAAGUUCUUUUCAGUUAUUUUGCGUAUUUCUCGUACUCACUCACUCUCUUCUGUCUCUUUCAGAAACAUUAAAAAGGUAGAAAAUUAAAAAAAAAAAAAUAAAUAAAAUAAAAUAAAAACCUAAACGAUGUAUCUAUAGAAAAUAUUUAGCAAUACUUAAAUUUAACACAAACUCAUACCAAAGAAAAUACAAAACCCAGACAUUACAUUCAUACAACAACUGCAAAAUAUGUAUAAAUGAAGAAAAAAUAAUAAAAAGGUUUUGCGUAACUUAAAUUUUUAAUAAACACCACGACACAACCAAAUGUGCAGUCUGUCUGCCUGGCUGACGCACAGUCUUUAGGAUCGACGGUCAGAAAGACUAACAGUCAGAAAAACUAAAAAAGCCAACCAACAAAACCCAACUUACAACAUUCAAACAACACAAAACCAAAAAAGAGGGAAACGGAAACAAGCCAUAAUAAAAAAACGUUACACAUAAACAGAAGCAGCCACCGCAAUGUAAAUUAAUAAAAGACAAUCUUAUGAAACCUGUAUCUGUCCAGAAGUAAGAACUGAAAAUUAUAUUACCCUACGAAACCAAAAAAAAAAAACGGCAAAAGAAAUAACAAUAAAGAAACUACAACAGCAGCAAAAAGAAACUACUACAACGAAAACGUAUCGAAGAAUAUACGUAUAUACGAAAAAAAAACAUCAUUCAACAAAUUGUAUCGUAUAUAGAGCAAAAAUAAAUCCUUUUGAGGAUAUUCAAGCAUUAAAUUAGUCUUCAGUGGUAUAAAAAGUGGAAAAGAAAAUUCAGCGAAAGAAAAUAUAUACAUAAUAGAGAAAAAAUAGAAAAAAUCAAUUUAGCGGAAGUGUUAAACGGGAAGAACUGCAAAUAUCACAAGAAUCAGAGGCAGCAGAAACAUCAGCAGUCUGUCGUUUCCGUUUUGUACAAAUGUGAACGUUUAUAAAUGCGUGUGAAUGGCUGUGGUGUUAAUGUAUGUGUGUCAUUUUCCUUUAAAGUGUAUUUAGUGUAAAACAAAAACACACUUUUCUCUCAAGAAACAUGUCGAAUUUACUUUUUAUGGAUGAAUCGAAUGGCAAUGGUGGUUAUGUAACUUCUACUACUACAACAACAGCAGCAGGCGCCGUCGCAAGCGUUAGCAGAACAAUAAAUAAUACAAAUAUUAAAAAUAACAAUAACAUUUCCAACAACAUUAAUAUUAACAUCAACAACAACAAUAAUAAUCACAACAAUAACAACAAUUGUAAUACAAAUAAUAUCAACAAUAUAAUGGCAGCAGCAUCAAAUGCUGCCACAGCAGCUGCAUCUGCUGCCGCAUCUUGUGUGGGUGGUGUACAACUACCGAAUUCCGUAUCUAAUGAAGAUCUCAGUCAAAGUCUAUCGGAGUACACAGAUGCCGACGAAAGCAUAUCAGCACCAACCGAAUUUUUAGCGGAGUUUCUAUCUGCUGUCAUGCUCAAGGAUUACAAGAAGGCUUUAAAAUACUGCAAACUGAUUUUACAAUAUGAACCAGAUAAUUCCACAGCAAAAGAGUUUUAUCCCCUGAUAUUGGAUAAAUUACGGGGUACCAAUACAUCCAGUGACAGCGAUGAAAACUAUAAUAAAUCGUCAUCAUCACCUGAAUUAAUAUUGGAGGCACCAUCAUCAGAUCCCUCGGCUGGGGAGAGUGACGAACAUGAUGAACAAUAUUUGAGACAUAUUAGAGAGGGAGCGUAUAAUAGUGGAGGCGGUGGUGGUGCGAAAGGAGCCGCUGUUAUGGGUACAGAAAAUAAUGAUCCAAAUUCAAAUGUUAGCACCAGUAGUAGUGCAGAAGUUGAAGAAGAGGAUGAAGUGGAGGGAGAUGAAGAGGAAGGUUGUGGUUCUAUGGACGCCAGUUUAAGUGACGAAGAUGUAGAAGAUGACGAUGAAGAUGAUGAUGACUGUGAAGAUGACGACGAAGAGGAUGAUGAUGAUGAUGACGACGAGGACGUGGAUGAUGAAGAUGAUAUUAUGAGCAGUAGUGGUGAUGAUUUACCCGUUGAUGAACAACAAAUACUUGUAGGUGAUGUUUUAGAUUUGGAUGCUUCAUCGGCAAAUGCUUGUGGUGUCGAGGCGGCAAUUAAUAUUUCAAACUCAUCUCGCAACUCAUCAAGCGGUGGCAAAGGCAGCAGUCGCAGUGACAACACCACACAUUCAUAUUCAAGUCUUUUGCUGGAGGAAGAAGAUGACAUUGUGCCUGCAAAUCUACAUUUUCCCAAAGAUUUACAUACCACAGAUUUGGAUGUUAGUAAUGGCAAUAAAGUACCCUCAGCCUCGUGUAGUGAUUCUGAAUCGCCCACAGAACCUUUGACUCAAAGAUUAGCUGCCAUAUUGCGUUCGAAAUGUGGGGUAUCGAAUACGGGUGGUUAGAAAUAAAAACGAAGAAAAUAAAAACAACAAAACCAAAACUUGUAGAAAGAAGGUCUUUAGUAUGCGGUAAAUAUGUAUAUGUAUAUUUUAUAUUGAUAAAAAUGAAAUUUAUUUAACAUUAACACAUUUAUAUCUACAUAUUUUUUGUGAAAUUAUAACACCAUUUUUAUAAUAACUUUCUUUUAAAAUAUAGCAAAGAGACGUGAAUGUAAAUCAUAUUUUAUAUAAAUUAAACAUAAUAAAAACACUGAUUACAGGUUCAUAAAUCAUUCUUAUCUCUUAUUAAACGCAAUUUUAAAAUAAAAUUUUGUCGAUCUUUUGAUAUAUUACAUAUCGAAAAUUUGCAUAUAUAUGUAUAUCUCGGCAUCACGUCUCCCAAAAUUUAAAAAAGGAAAUGUUUAUAAAUGAGUAUUAAGAAACCCAAGUAUACAAAACACCCUAAUUUCCAGAAGAGUUUUAGGUCGAGCUCAUAGACAAGUCUAUAAGCAAGUUCGCAGAAUAGUAUACAUAUAUGCGAAUCUAUAGACCAGCUUAUAGAUAAUUUCAUUGGCAAGUCUAAUGACGAGUUAACAGACAUAUUCAUAGAAGAGUUCACAGAUGAGUAUAUAGAGUUCAUAGACAAGUCUAUAAGCGAGUUCGCAGAAUAGUAUAUAUAUGUAUAUAUGAGAAUCUAUGGACCAGCAUAUAGAUAAUUUCAUAGGCAAGUCUAAUGACGAGUUAACAUACAAAUUCGUAGAUUAGUUUAGAGACGAUUUGAUAGAUAAGUCUUUAGACGAGUUCAUAGAUGAAUGUAUUGAUGUGUUCAUAAAUGAUUCUAAGUCAAGUUCGGAGAUGAGUAUAUGAACGAAUCUAUAGACCAGUUUAUAUAGUUAAUAUAGAAAUUCAUAGAAGAGCUCAUGGAAGAGUUAUUAGGAAUCUCGAUUUCGUAGAUAAGUCUUUAGAUGAAUUUAUAGAUGAGUCGUAGACGAGUUCCUAUACAAAUCUAAUGACGGGUUAACAGACAAAUUCAUAGACGAGUUUAUAGAUAAGUAUAUACAAACGCGUUUAUAUAUGAGUUUAUGGACUAGUGUAGAAAUCAGCUUAUAGAUGAAUUCACAGACAAGUCUAAAGAGUUAAUAGAUAAACUUAUAAGGGUGUUUAUAGAUGAGUUCAUAGAAUUCAUACCGAGUCUAUAGACGAGUUGUUAGAUGAUUAUAUAAACUAGUUCAUAGAUGACUCUACCGACCAGUAAAUAGAUGAGUCUACAGACGAGUUUUUAAAUGAGACUAUAAACGAGUUCAUAGAUGAGUCUAUAAAAGAGUUCAUAAAUGAGUUCAAAGAUUAGUCUAAAGACGAAUUUACAGACCAGUUCAUAGCGGAGUUCACAGAAAAAUUCAAGUUUAUAGAUAAGUCUAUAGACGAAUUCAUGGACAAGUCUAUAACAAUGUUUAUACUCAUGUCUAGAAACGAGUUCAUAGACAUGUCUAAAGAUUAUAGAGAGAGUCAAUAUAUACGAGACUCUAUACUUAUAAAUAAAUACAUUUAAUAUAGGUUUAUUUAAAGACAAUUUUAUAUACUAUUUUAUAGAGCAUAUACAAAAGUUUUUAAUGAUCCUAUAGACGAGUUAUUAGGCGGGUCUAUAGAGACAAUUUUAUAGAAAAAAUCGACGAGAUGGUAGACGAGUUUAUAUACAACACUAGGAGAGACUAUAUACGAACCUACAUUUAAAAAUUAUAUACAUAUGUAUUUAUAAACAUUUCUUUUAACGAACAACAAAACGCUGUUUUUUUUCAGUUUAGUCAACUAAUCUCGCUAACUCUUAAUUAUACUACGUAUUUUAGUGAAAAAAAAAAAACAUUUAUAAAUUUGUCUUUUUAAUCUGCUUAUUUUUGGAAAUAUUUUUGCUAACAAUUCAAAAUUAUACUAACUAUAUUUAUUCUAUUUAUUAGAACUCAGUAGAGAUGCUUAUUAAUCCCAAUAUACAUUACAACAUACAGACAUAGUACAUAGUACAUAUAUUUAUAAUAAAUAAUACUAUAUUUACACUUUAAAAUAAUACAGAAGAAAAAAUCUGCAAGAAAUAUUAGUAAACAAAGACUUUAUAAAUAUUUUGCGAAAUAGUAUUUUUAAGCACAAAUAAUUUAAUUUAUAGGAUAACUUUUUUAUUUCUCAGAAUCAUUUUAUUUCUAACAGUCAUUAUUAUUAAAACUAUUAGAAAAACAUAUCGUACAAAAAUUUAUUAAAAAAAAAAAAUAUCUAACUCAAAAUUGAAUGUGUAUUUUUAUGUUUCGAAAAAAAAAAUUCGACAUUCUUUAGCAAAAAUAUGCUGAAAUAUUUUGGCGAAAAUAAUGAAAAUUUUAAUGUAAAAAUAUUUACCCCAAUAUAAAUUAUUUAUUUUAUAAUUUUUGUUCAAAAAUUGUAGAACAUAUUUUAUUAAAAUUUAUUUUAAAAUCUAAGCAAUGUAUUCUAAAAGCCAGUUAUUAAAAUUUAUUUAAAUAUAUUAGCUGUGAAUUAACAAGAACUAGUCAAAACAAUUGAUUCUUUGCAGAUAAUAAAAUAUAAAAUAAUAAAAAAUAUAUAUAUUUUCUUAGAUAAGUUAAAAACUAAAUCUAAAAAAGAAUUCGAGACUUCAAACUUCACUGCGACUUUAGCGACUAUUUUUUGAAAAAAGUUGCUAUUAUAAAGAUUGAUUGGUUAACGUGGUAGUUCACUGCGCGCGAACAGUCAAGUAGAGUCGAAGAGACUCCAUUUUGACCGGACCACUCUACUCGUCAGAUGUAGUAUUGCAUAGUAUUAGAUGCAUCCUGUAGCAGUCAGAAAUCUCAUAAAAUCAUUAAUCUUGGAACCAGAUAUUUCACCAAGGUUAGAUAUAAAGUAACUGUCAAGAAAACGGGAUCUUUAAACGGAUAAGUCAGGGCAUUCGUAGUGAAGAUGGAAGACCGUUUCUUCCUUUUCCCUGUCUUUACAACUGUGUCAGUGUUCAUUGAAGUGUAGCCCAAGCCGACUUGUAUUACUAUUAUCAAUCUCGAUAUAUCCCGUCUACUUCGGUUUAUAAGGAGUUUUGUGCGUUUCUCAUUGAAGGAGGUCCCUUGGUCCCUUUACAUGUGUCUAAGUAAUUCCACCUUUUUCCAUCCUUUUGAAAAUAGAAUCAAGGAUACUACUCUUGAUAAAACCUAAAGGGGUUGCUACUGGAACGGCGUAGGUGAUAUCAAGAUCAGAUCUCGUUCUGAAAAUCUCAUCUGCCUGUUCAUUUCCAUAAUAGGGGCGCAGGGACCCAAACAUGGGUACUGUCAGACAGGCGACACAACCUUGACAGAUCUUUUUUGCAUUGUCUAACUAAUAGGGAAGUAGUAGUAUAAAAAUUUAAUGAGAGAAGUGCCACUUGACUAUCGAUAAAAAUUCCUAUGCUGCCUCGAAUAUUGAGGUCAUGUAGUACCCUACAAGCUGACAUUAUAGCGAAUAUUGUUGGGAAGACAGUGAGAUAUACUUAUCCCAGCUUCUUCACAGAAGUCACCAGAACCAAUACCACAGUUCAUUUUAAAACCAUCUGUAAAGAUUCUGGUGGUAUAUUCGCUCGGUAGGUUACCCCUACACCACACUAGCUCCUUUGAAAACUCUUGAUUUCCAACUUCUGGAUGGGUUAAGCCUCGCUGCGCUGCAAGCAGAUAUGGCCAUAAUAUGCAGAUCUUUAUGUAGGAUAUGCAAUAUAGUGUUCAGAGCUUCUGAAGGACUAGUUCUUAGAGCACCUGUUAUCCCAAUGUAUGCUGAUCUCUGAACUUUGCAUAGCUGAUCUUCAUCAAAUUUCUUCUUUGUUGAAGUCCACCAUACAAGAGAUCCAUAAAUAAGAAUAGGACGAAUAGGACUAUUCUUAUAAAUAUCUAAUUCCUAGAUAUUUGGCAAGUUGAAGCUUGGAAUCUUGGUCUUUGUUGUGAAUAGUACCAGUUUCCUCUUGUUUGGGUUUACUCCUAGGCAGCUGUCUGUGCCCCAAUUAUCGAGUAGCACCAAAGCAUUAGACAUGAUAUCACUAAUCACGUCUGGGAACAUUUCUGAUGCUAAUAACACAACAUCGUUCGCGUAAACAACGACUUUUAUCUCUCUGUUGUCCAGCGCGCACUGUACUUGAAACUAUAACAUGGUUAAUUGAAACCAUAAUAUGAUUACUUGAAUCAUAAUAUGGUUACUGGAAGCCAUAAUAUGCUUACUUGACAAUAUGAAACCAUAAUAUGGUUACUUGAAACUUUAAAAUGAUUACUUGAAACCACAAUAUGAUUAUUUUAGAAAUAUAUCCCUAAUACGAUAUAAUAAGUGCUUUUUUCCCUCAGAUUUUUAGAAUACAAAUCUCCUUAGUAAAAUUAUUAUUUGGAAACUUCAAAAACUAAAAUUAUUAUCUAUAAAAAUGACUAAAACCUUAAAUUACUUUUGUUUAACAAAAUAUGUAAUCUUCUAAAUAUAUAUAUAUAAAUAUAUCCAUGUAAGUAAAUGUAUAAAAUACCCAAUUAAAAUGGUCCAAAACUGUAAUACAUCAUAAAACAAAAACCUUAAAGAAUAUUAAUUUAAUUAAUAAAAAAAUAAACAUUCAAAGGAAGGAAAGUGUAAAAAACGACUUGAUAAAAAAAAUUCUUGUUCAAACAGAAUCUAAUCAAAUAAUUUAUAUUUAUAUAUCCAAAACAACUAAAUGACUAUGUAAUUAUUAUUAUAUAUACAUACAUAUAAAAUACAUAUUUAUUGAAAAUAAAUUAUACUUAUAUAAAAAAAAAACAACAACAAAAACAAUUAAAAACCAAACAUUAAAAAUGAAGAAAGUUUUUAUAGAAAUCAUAACUAGAAAGACUUGAUGUUAGUUAAUAAGUUUAAUUUAAAAAAUUAAAUAAGAAUUAAAGUAUAGAAAA
Molecule: messenger RNA, 7774 nt
Organism: Lucilia sericata (common green bottle fly)
Lineage: Eukaryota; Metazoa; Arthropoda; Insecta; Diptera; Calliphoridae
Exons: 7
Coding region: 1560-2906 (448 amino acids)
Molecular function (GO): protein binding
Source: RefSeq, a predicted model, not a curated record